UUCCUAGUCCGGGAAAGCCAAUUAUCGCGAGAGGACAACAUCCCCGAAUGCAAUGCAGUCCAGUGGCAGGGGCCUAGUGGAAUGUGAAACUACAAGUUGUAUUGCCUCUACUUAUUUUUGACAACACCCUCUACACUAUUUUUGAGACAGCACAACUCCCCCUCAGAACUCUGCUAUGUUUCGACGCAUUCAGGAAGCUCUUUAAAAAUGCCUCCUUAGGCGAUGAGAGGACAUCGGCCAUUUGAGUUUCUGCGCCUGUGGGAUCUUUGACUCGGUGGAUUGGUGGGUGUGUUGGGUCAGGAUGGCGCAAGGGGGAUCUCAGAUGGAUUAUCACAUGCUGCAGGACCUCAAGCAGCGCUUCCCUGAGAUCCCAGAAGGAGUGGUGUCCCAAUACCUUCUGCAGAACAACAAUAAUCUGGAUCUCUGCUGCCACCUUCUGGCCCAGGAGAGUAAUCGAUACCUUUACGGUGAGUUCCAUCAUAGCCCAGAAGAGGUGCGCCUUGGUCGAAAUCACAUGCUGCACAUAAGUCUGGGCUACCCGGGCUCGGAAUCAUGCAAGCCAAAUGGAGGAGCCACUGGGGCGGGGCGAUCCAUCGUUCACAGCACAAGUGACAGUCACAUCGAACCCCAGAGACCCAGCUACCCUGAGCCACUGUCGGCCCCCGCCACCAUGGCCCCUUCCCCAGGUUACAAUCCUUUUUUCAUCACUGACCAGAGCCGUUCAGCUAGCACUCCCACUCCUCCACCCACAGUUCAGGGUAUGUCCCCCACGUUCUCCCCUAUCACGCGCUAUACCAUGAACCCUAUCACAGUUACGCUUUCACAAAGUAUACCCAAUGCGCCAAAAGCUCUGCAGAUACCCCCCGGGCACUAUGCCAACAGCAGCAACACAACUCUUUAUAUUCGACCCUCACCCUCCCAGAGCCCACAGCCUUCACCGUGGUCCUCCUCGGGCACCUCUGUUUAUCACCAUCCGCAGUCUCCAUAUAGUACCCCCACUUACGGCUCGCCUUACAGCUCCCCUCAGCAUCAGCCCCAACCCCAGCAGGCAUCCCAGCAUCAGCAGUAUGUUUUCCUCCCCAUUACAUCUCCAACCCUUCCCAAUCUGCCCUACCAUCACCAGCAACAACCCCAGCAGCAGCCCCCUGUUUACAGGCCCUAUCACCAAAAAAGCUCCCAUAAGAACCAGAUAGAGAUUACUCUGGAGGGCCCAAGGCCUCGGAGCAACUCCCCUGUUCAUACCCCCCAUGGGCAGGCAGCACUUUAUAUGGCUACCAGUCCGUCACCCGGCUCCCCUUCGAGGGGUGUCUCGAUGACCGGACCUACGGGACCAUCACCCUUCCACCCCGGAAUUUACUUGCCUCAGCAGGUCCCCGUAAGACCUCGGCCCACCUCUUCACCUCAGCCGGGCCAGUCGGCCUACACGUUCAAAAUCAAGGUGUCCCCUGGAGGGCAGGCCCAGAGACCACCCAGCUCGCCUCCUGUGGCAGAGGCGGAAUCACUGCUCAACAUCGUCGACCAGGGGGCAAGCAGCGCUGGCCCUCCACCCAUCCUCCCAAUCUCGGCUCUACCAGGGAACGUAGCCAGUCAGUUGCAACAGAUACCCCGACGAUCAAGCUCAGGAUCUGAUGACUAUGCCUACACUCAAGCUCUUCUGCUCCACCAGCGGGCCAGGAUGGAGCGUCUUCUGAAGGAGUUGCUGCUCGAGAGGCAGAAACUGGAGCAGCUCAAGUCUGAUGUCAACAACAUGGAAUACGAUGCGCUUCAGAGACGCUUCCGAAGAGUCAGUUCCACCAACCUUAUUCCGAGACCUGACGAGAUGACUCGAUUGCGAAGUCUUAACAGACAACUUCAGAUUGAUAUCGACUGCACCUUGAAGGAAACAGAUUUGCUGCAGUCCAGAGGGAAGUUCGACCCACAAGCAAUGAACAACUUUUAUGACAACAUUCAGCCUGGGCCAGUGGUGCCGCCCAAGCCAGGAAAGAAAGAAGGGGACCAUUGCCCUAAGCCAGUGCCGGGGCCACAGAGGGACGAGGACUUUGAAGGCGCUCAGUGGAGCUGCGACAGCUGCACCUUCCUCAACCAUCCUGCUCUCAACCGCUGUGAACAAUGCGAGAUGCCGCGCUACACCUGAGCUUAAUGCCACACCGUCAUGCGCCAGUACCUCCUAAGCCCAUCACAUCCCCUACUGGUCUUUGGCUACCGUAAGGUCCAACCCUCUUGAAUCUCCAGGGUUUUUUUUAUUUUUAUUUUUAUUUUUAUUUUUUUGGCCCUACCCAGAGGACCUCACCUCAAUCCUAUUUAAGACCCUUUUACCUGCUGAGGAAGAGCCACAACGCAUCCCCGUCCUUUCAUCCUGCUCUUAUAUCUGCUACUCCUGUGCACUUUGAUUUUAAAAACAGAUUUUCAGGGGGGUUGGUGACUCCAAUGGCAAAUGAAAUAAAAGGAGAUACAAGCUAAGACUGUGACAGUGGCUGUCAUCGGGCAUCCAAAAGGUCAAAGCAAAUUGGGACAGAGAAGAAAUUGUGCUAUACCGGAAAACAUUCCACACAGAAAGAGGAGCUAUUCUGUUUACGUGACCAUAUCCAUUCCUGAACUCUAAAUGCUCUUAAAUCCAGGAAUUGUCUGUUUCUCUCUUUCUGACAUCGGAAUAAUGAAAACAAGGUUAUUAAAGGUCUGAUUAAUGCAAAUGUAGACUUUACACUGUAUUUGGCUCUGUGUUAGAGCUGAAAAAAAGAACACUAAAAACAUGCAUAUGAGUAUAUUACUUGUACUUUUAUGCAUGUCACCCUGUGUUACGUGCUAAAAAGAUAAUUUCCUGUGUGGAUGCCUCAACUUGCUGUACUUAAUAAAGGAGCGAAUGCUAUGUGACUUGA
Messenger RNA from Syngnathoides biaculeatus (alligator pipefish), 2876 nucleotides. RefSeq names its product TGF-beta activated kinase 1 (MAP3K7) binding protein 3 (gene tab3). NCBI's taxonomy places the organism in Eukaryota, Metazoa, Chordata, Actinopteri, Syngnathiformes, Syngnathidae. Gene Ontology annotation, cellular component: extracellular exosome. The transcript has 7 exons. Gene Ontology annotation, molecular function: ubiquitin binding. The record is from RefSeq and is a predicted model, not a curated record. The coding region runs from base 302 to 2134 and encodes 610 amino acids.